AUGUCCACCAACCCUCCCUCCCCAGCGCCCGGCUUCUCAUCCCGCGCCUCCCUCCUACUCCAAACCACCCACUCCCUCUGCACCCUUUUCUCCCACUCCUCCCCUCCAUCCCGAAUCCGAGAACUCUUCACCCCCUCACCAACGAUAACGGAGCACGGACCUCCUCUCCUCCCUUUCCUGCGCACGUUUUCCGGACCCUCGGCCGUCUCCGACUACCUGGGCAUCCUCUCCGAGCACCUAUCUCUCUCUUCCGUCCAAUACGGCCAACCCACGAUAGACAAAGACAAAGAAACAGUGACGAUCUCCGCCCACGCGCGGUUCACUUGGCUCUCACCCCCGGGAACUGGAACCUCAUGGACCGAAGACUUCCUCUACAUGCUGAGCGAGUUUGACCCCCGGGGCAGGGUGGGGAGAUGGGACGUCUGGGCAGACCCGUUGAGCGCUUGGCUUGCUAGUCGGGGGAAGACGGUGCAGUCUGUCCUGGAUUCUUCGGAGGAGGGGAUUUGA
Messenger RNA from Dacryopinax primogenitus, 507 nucleotides. RefSeq lists its product as uncharacterized. NCBI's taxonomy places the organism in Eukaryota, Fungi, Basidiomycota, Dacrymycetes, Dacrymycetales, Dacrymycetaceae. The record is from RefSeq and is a predicted model, not a curated record. The transcript has a single exon. The coding region runs from base 1 to 507 and encodes 168 amino acids.